CUACUGAAAAUCGUAGUGCGCUUUUAAAAGACAACAGUGACGGACCAAUUGUAGCCUCAAGUUCGGAGGAUAUGCACGCACACCUAUGGAGGACCUUUGAUUGAUAUCCACGUCGAUCUUGGCAUAUCCGUUAUCCAUUCUCCGUGUUUGUAUUUGCAAGGGAGAACAAGAAGGAAGAGUCCGUUAUAUUUAUAACUAAUCUAUUACAUUUGGAGAACGUCUUGGAGGUAGCUAGUGCAUAAUUUCGAAUACCCGUUCUAGUUAGGAGAAGUAACUGCAAAGAUGCGACUUCCACUUACAUUCAUUCUGAUUUGCGAGCUUUGUUGGGGUUUUAAAAGGGACAUGGUCAUUCAGUUCCAGCGGUCGGGAGUGGUCGGUGAGGUCGAGCAGGUAUUGAUCAACGGAGCCGCUCUCUUCAGCUGCGAGAAAGACGUCAACGGCAUUCUCCGUGCUGUAUUGUUGGGCAACUACAGCGAGUCUUUUCAACAGGCGUUUGAGAUAGAAGAAAAUGUCAACAACACCAUGACAAAAAAUCAUACUUACCAGUACCUGCGUGUGCAUGAAAGCAAACUGGACAGAUUUCGAGUAGUGCAUUUGACUGACCGGCUCCUGGUUGACGGGAAUUACUUCCUGACUCUGGACCGAAACACAGACACCUGGACAGCUAAAGUACCACAGGCCCUCGCGCUCAAACAGCUUUGGGACCAGGACACUGAGGGCAUGAGGCUGGAGAGGAUUCAACUCCAUGAGAGCUGUGCCAAACUGAUGAAGGAGCUCAAACAUUCUGAGCCCACCACCACUGGAGGGAUGUCCAUGCUGGCUGCCCUUGCUUCUUUGCUAGCAGGCCUGGCCUUUGUUGCCCUGGUUACCACAAGCUUCCUCAUCUUUAAACAACAAGAUCCCAACGUUUCAGGACACCCUGGAAGUGUGCUUGGCUCCAUCGUCCACUAUCCUCAGAACGUCACAGAAACACCUCGUCCAGGAAAAGGCUAUCAGUCUUUUUUCUAGCCCUCCCGGCUCCGACCUGUUCUGCCUGCCCUGACACUGAGCCCGCCCGCCUGACCAUUCAGCCUGCCCUGACUUCGAGCCCGCCUGCCCCCCUGUACCUUUCGGACUCUGACCUGGUUAAUGCACUUCUGCCUGUCCUCGACCUGCCUAUUGCCUGCCCACUGUAUUCUAAUAAAUAUCAGAGGCUCGAACCAUCUGCCUCCUGUGUCUGCAUCUGGGUCUCGCCCUCUGUCGUUAUAGGUCUGGUGACCAAAAUACCUUGGUUGCGUUCGCAUUUCCUACCUUUCGACUCAAAAUGUAUGUUCACUCCUCCUUGAUAUGGUGGAAACUGCAAAUACACAUUUUGGGGUAUGGGCAUUGUAAUUCAACAAUAUGUUCCCUGGUCCGUCCAACUCUCUGGUCCCCGUUUCUCCCUGGGCAUUCUACCAAAUAGGGCUAUCUUCUGUAUACCACCCCUUCCUUGUCACAACACAACUGAUUGGCUGAAACACAUUAAGAAUGAAAGU
Molecule: messenger RNA, 1514 nt
Organism: Salvelinus namaycush (lake trout)
Lineage: Eukaryota; Metazoa; Chordata; Actinopteri; Salmoniformes; Salmonidae
Exons: 7
Coding region: 283-1008 (241 amino acids)
Source: RefSeq, a predicted model, not a curated record